Messenger RNA from Pipistrellus nathusii (Nathusius's pipistrelle), 681 nucleotides. The record is from the annotation of a GenBank genome assembly. NCBI's taxonomy places the organism in Eukaryota, Metazoa, Chordata, Mammalia, Chiroptera, Vespertilionidae.
AUGGCCCUCAGUGAUGCUGACGUGCAAAAGCAGAUUAAGCAUAUGAUGGCUUUUAUUGAACAAGAAGCCAAUGAAAAAGCAGAGGAAAUAGAUGCAAAAGCAGAAGAAGAGUUCAACAUUGAGAAAGGUCGUCUUGUGCAAACCCAAAGACUGAAGAUUAUGGAAUACUAUGAGAAGAAAGAAAAGCAGAUAGAGCAGCAGAAAAAAAUUCAGAUGUCCAAUAUGAUGAAUCAAGCAAGACUCAAAGUUCUCAGAGCGAGAGAUGAUCUUAUUACAGACCUACUAAAUGAAGCAAAACAGAGACUUGGCAAGGUGGUAAAAGAUACAACUAGAUACCAAGUGCUGCUGGAUGGACUGGUCCUCCAGGGUUUGUACCAGUUAUUGGAGCCCCGGAUGAUUGUUUGUUGCCGGAAACAGGAUUUCCCUCUGGUAAAGGCUGCAGUGCAAAAAGCAAUCCCUAUGUACAAAAUCGCCACCAAUAAAGAUGUUGAUGUCCAAAUUGAUCAGGAGGUCUACCUACCUGAGGAAAUAGCUGGUGGAGUUGAGAUCUAUAAUGGGGAUCGUAAAAUAAAAGUUUCCAAUACCCUAGAAAGCCGACUGGAUCUCAUAGCUCAGCAGAUGAUGCCAGAAGUACGAGGAGCCUUGUUUGGUGCAAAUGCCAACAGGAAGUUUUUGGACUAA